This is a messenger RNA of Morus notabilis, 664 nucleotides long. Its product is annotated as disease resistance response protein 206. Lineage: Eukaryota; Viridiplantae; Streptophyta; Magnoliopsida; Rosales; Moraceae. The coding region runs from base 1 to 576 and encodes 191 amino acids. The record is from RefSeq and is a predicted model, not a curated record. The transcript has a single exon.
AUGCAAGCCAAAACUCUCUUCUCAUCUCUCUUCCUCUUGAUCUUCCUAUUUUUCCCAUCAAUAUCUUCAUCUGCUCCAACCCCGGCCAAAAAGAUAAAAUCUUACAAACCUUGUAAAAGGCUUGUCUUCUACUUUCAUGACAUUGUUUACGACGGCGAAAAUGCAAACAACGCGACCGCAGCCAUCGUAGGCGCCCCGAGAUGGGCCAACACGACGAAAAUGGCGGGACUCAACCAUUUCGGAGACGUCGUCGUGUUCGAUGACCCUAUUACCUUGGACAACAAUCUUCACUCCACCCCAGUAGGGAGAGCCCAAGGGUUUUACUUGUAUGACAAGAAAGACAUUUUCACGGCUUGGCUAGGGUUUUCUUUUGUAUUCAACUCUACGGAGCACAAGGGAAGCUUGAACUUUGCCGGGGCGGAUCCGUUGAUGAACAAGACUAGGGACAUUUCGGUCAUUGGAGGCACCGGCGACUUCUUCAUGGCUAGAGGGAUUGCUACUUUGAUGACUGAUGCUUUUGAGGGUGAAGUUUAUUUCAGGCUUCGUGUUGAUAUCAAGUUGUAUGAGUGUUGGUGAUCAUGAGAUUUACGUUACUGCCUUGUUCAUAACAUGAUUUUCCCUUUGUUUUUUGUUUUUUAAUAAUCAAAAAGUGAAAUGAAAAUCU